Bombyx mandarina (wild silkworm) is the source of this 2452-nucleotide messenger RNA. RefSeq lists its product as uncharacterized. The record is from RefSeq and is a predicted model, not a curated record. Gene Ontology annotation, molecular function: nucleic acid binding. Gene Ontology annotation, biological process: DNA integration. NCBI's taxonomy places the organism in Eukaryota, Metazoa, Arthropoda, Insecta, Lepidoptera, Bombycidae.
CUCAAUUAUUUUUGGAGGCUAAUCAGACGCAACGCGAGGACUUUAGGCCCGCGAAUUCUGAGAUUUGUUCCAAUUGUUCAAACCCAAGUCAACAUAUAUCAGGCUUCAAAUUGCCUACUAUAAAAAUUGCGAACUUUGACGGCACUUACUUUAAAUGGCUAGAAUUUCGAGACACUUUUACUUCAUUGAUCCACAGCAACAACAGAAUUGAAUCAGUACAUAAAUUUCAUUACCUCAACUCUUAUCUUGAAGGAGAGGCUGCUCACGUCAUCAGCAAUCUCGAAGUUAGUUCUGCCAAUUAUGAUGAAGCCUGGAAACUUCUUUGCGAGAGAUACAACAACGAAAAGCAACUGAUAAGCAAUCAUUUAAACUCGCUCUGUAACCUUCAGCCCGUGUCUCGCGAUUCAUCUAAAGAUUUAAAAUUUUUAAUCGAUCACAUUUCGAAAAACUUACGGGCUCUCAACACCCUGGGCGAACCAACGGCGUCGUGGGAUACGCUAGUAAUACAUCUGGUCACUUCAAAACUCGAUAGUAGCACUAAUUUUAAGUGGGAGGAGCACAGGAGCAAUUUCAAGAGAUCACCUUCUCUUAAAGAUUUUUUUUGUUUCCUGAAAGCUCGAGCCAAUAUUUUGGAAUCAAUACAAUUGAAUAGGACAGAGCGUGCUUCAAUUAAUAAACGUCCGCUAAAUUCCUUCGAUUUGAGCAAAGGUCAACGGCCUCAAACAAGAUCAUUUGUGAUUUCAGCUGGCCAAUCCUCCUCCUCGUCGACUUCCAUAUGCGUCCUGUGCGGUGGUGAUCAUCGCUUAUAUGAUUGUGCGACCUUCUUGGCAAAAUCAAUCGCUGACAGGACCGCCGAGGUGGUGAGAAACAAACCCAAUAAAAAGAAUGGUAUAUUGCAGCCUGAUGAGCUCAUCAAUUCAUUUGAAACUUUAGUGAGAUUAGCUCAGAAGGAUAGUUUUAGUACUGAACUAGCCACAAUCGAUAAUAAAGGCGUGCUGAGUCCGAACAAUCCUUUAAUUUCCUUAAGCCCGUUUAUUGAUGAUAAGGGUAUAUUACGUGUAGGUGGUCGUUUAAACUAUUCUUGUCAGAUUUACGACAAACGUCAUCCUAUGCUACUACAUGCGAAGCAUAAAUUGACAAAACUAUUGUUCCAGCAAGAACAUUUACGUCUUCUGCACGCUGGCCCACAGUUACUACUGUCCACUGUCAGAGAGUUCGUCUGGCCCAUAGCGGGCAGAGAUCUGGCACGUGCUACUGUGAGACAAUGCAUUGUAUGCAGGCGGGCAAGUGCUAAGAUGCUUGCACCUAUGAUGGGCGCAUUACCCAGUCAACGCGUUGAUCCUGACUUCCCCUUUAUAAGUGCUGGUAUUGAUUUUUGUGGACCUUUCUUAAUAACUGAUAGGAAGGGUAGAGGGUGUAAGAUAUCGAAAUGUUAUAUGUGCGUUUUUGUCUGCCUCAGAUACAAAUGUUUGCAUUUAGAAGCCGUAAGCGACCUCACCAAAGAGGCAUUCAUAUUAUCGUUGCGUCGUUUUAUCUCUCGCCGAGGUAAGCCGAAGGAGAUUUUCUGCGAUAAUGGCAGAAACUUCGUAUCUGCAUCCAAAGAAAUUACAGAAUUUGUGAACUCUCAUGCUGAUGGCGUCGGUGGAUUCCUUUCUAGUGAAGGGAUUGAUUUUAAAUUUCAACCGGCAUAUGCACCACACUUCGGGGGUCUAUGGGAGGCGUCAGUCAAAUCAGCCAAAUUUCAUUUGAAAAGAAUUCUCGAUAACACUCACUGCACAUUUGAAGAAUUAGCUACUUUGUUUAAUCAAAUCGAAGCCAUACUCAAUAGCAGGCCUUUAUGUCCCUUAUCUUCCUCUCCUGAUGACCUUGCUCCUCUGACUCCCGGACACUUCCUCAUUGGAAGACCUUUGACGUCGUUGCCAUCACCUAACUACAUGCAACUUAGUACCUCUAGAUUGAACCGAUACCAACACUUGGAGCAGAUUCGUCAACAUUUUUGGAAUCGAUGGCAGCUAGAGUACUUGAACGAAUUACAGCAAAGACACAAAUGGCGCGUACCAGCAAGAUCAAUCCAGAAUGGUGACUUAGUUCUACUGAAGGACGAGAAUAUUCCACCGAUGCAAUGGCGGACGGGUCGAGUCAUCAACCUAUUUCCAGGAAAGGACAAUAUCGUGCGAGUAGCCGAAAUCAAAACUUCGACUGGCGUUUAUCGGCGUGGACUUCGAUAUCUUUGUCCUCUAUUGGAUACUGCAGAAGAUUCUUCAUUGGAAGCAAAUGCUUCCAAGGCCCCGGAGGAUGUUAAGGAUCUCUAAAUCCCCCUCCAAACAAGUUUUAUUCUCGCCCACCACCGAGCUUCACUUCAUCGAGCGAUCGCGAACGCAUGCAUAUACAUUUUAACGAUUACAUACUAUACAUUAUCUACUCCAAUAUAUAACCACAUUAUUAUUUGUUC